AUGCCUGGAGUCGUGAAGCAGGCGUCGACUGUGGCGCCGCAGAAGCGGGUACUCAUAGACACAACCAACACACACACCGGCGUGAAGUCCCCUCCAUCAGCAAAGAAGCGGAAAUUGAACGGAUAUGGUCCCAAUGGCCAUGCCCCGUACUCGCAGAAUGGGUUCAGGUCGAAGCUCGGCUCGAGUCAGCCUAAGAGUCAGUUCGAGACCGAGGUGCUUGAGAAGAUGACCCAGGACAUCGCCGGCUUGAGAGAAAAGAACGCGGAAACAGAUCAGCAAUGGGAACGACCACCGCUCGAUGAUUUCAACGAAAAGACCGACAUCCUGCGAUUUCAGCAGAUAGAGAUUGAGGAAGGCACGCUGCACGGCGGCAAGGUCACGUUGAAGAUGUUUGGCGUUUCGGAGACUGGCCACUCGAUCAUGCUCCACGUUACCGACUUCCUACACUACAUCUACGUCGCUGCUCCGGUGAACUUCCAGCGCUCGGACUUGCAGGGCUACAAGGCUUUUCUCGAGACACAAGUGGCACAGCAUUCAACUGCCAUUCAAUCCGUACAGAUGGUCCUCCGCGAGAAUCUGUACGGCUUCCAAGGCAAUCAGAAAAGUCCAUACCUCAAGAUCACGGUGACAGAUCCAAAGUUCAUCAACAAGCUGCGCACGACCAUUGAGGGAGGUUCUGCCAACUACAAGAAUUUGUGGAAAGGAGUGGAAGGCAAAAUCCUGACAUUCGACAAUAUCCAAUAUGUGCUCCGAUUUAUGAUCGACACUGGCGUCACCGGAAUGUCGUGGGUCGAAGUCAAACCUGGAAAUUAUCACACGAUUCCAUCCUAUGAGAGACAGUCAAACUGCCAAAUCGAAGCAUACUGUAACUAUCAUGACCUGGUGGCGCUCGGGCAUGACGGAGAGUGGGCCAAGAUGGCGCCUCUACGAGUCUUGUCCUUUGAUAUCGAAUGUGCUGGCCGGAAAGGCGUCUUUCCCGAGGCCAACCAAGAUCCUAUCAUACAGAUCGCCAACUAUGUCACCAGGACUGGCGAUUCGCAGGCCUUCAUUCGAAAUGUCUUUGUACUCGGCGAUUGCAGUCCGAUCGUCAACACACAAAUAUUCGAACACGGGGGGAUUUGUUAG
Molecule: messenger RNA, 1125 nt
Organism: Cyphellophora attinorum
Lineage: Eukaryota; Fungi; Ascomycota; Eurotiomycetes; Chaetothyriales; Cyphellophoraceae
Product: DNA polymerase delta catalytic subunit
Exons: 2
Coding region: 1-1125 (374 amino acids)
Biological process (GO): nucleotide-excision repair, DNA gap filling; DNA-templated DNA replication; base-excision repair, gap-filling
Cellular component (GO): delta DNA polymerase complex
Molecular function (GO): 3'-5'-DNA exonuclease activity; DNA-directed DNA polymerase activity; nucleic acid binding
Source: RefSeq, a predicted model, not a curated record